This is a messenger RNA of Carya illinoinensis, 820 nucleotides long. RefSeq names its product AP-1 complex subunit sigma-1. The record is from RefSeq and is a predicted model, not a curated record. Lineage: Eukaryota; Viridiplantae; Streptophyta; Magnoliopsida; Fagales; Juglandaceae. The transcript is spliced from 7 exons. Gene Ontology annotation, cellular component: intracellular membrane-bounded organelle; membrane coat; AP-1 adaptor complex. Gene Ontology annotation, biological process: vesicle-mediated transport; intracellular protein transport. The coding region runs from base 157 to 642 and encodes 161 amino acids. Gene Ontology annotation, molecular function: clathrin-cargo adaptor activity.
UCGGCCCGAGAGGCAUCGUCGUAAGUCUGUUAGGAUUUCAUUUGAAGAAGACGACGGCGAAAGAAGCAGCAGCAGCUCUUUGUAUUGGUACCAUUGUUGGGGGUUUUGAGCUUUUCGGGCAGUGGCUUUUGAUCUGAUCGCCAACCGCACAGAGAAAUGAUUCACUUUGUGCUUCUUAUUAGCCGACAAGGAAAAGUGAGGUUGACAAAAUGGUAUUCACCUUAUACACAGAAGGAAAGAACUAAGGUUCUACGUGAGCUAAGUGGAGUGAUCCUUACCCGAGGACCCAAGCUCUGUAAUUUUGUUGAAUGGAGAGGGUACAAAGUUGUUUACAAAAGGUAUGCUAGUCUGUAUUUCUGUAUGUGCAUUGAUGAAGAAGACAACGAAUUAGAGAUCCUUGAAAUAAUUCAUCAUUAUGUGGAGAUUCUGGACCGAUACUUUGGCAGUGUCUGUGAGCUGGACUUGAUUUUUAACUUCCAUAAGGCCUAUUACAUAUUGGAUGAACUACUGAUUGCUGGGGAACUUCAGGAGUCUAGCAAGAAAACAGUUGCACGGUUGAUAGCUGCACAGGAUUCAUUGGUGGAGGCUGCAAAAGAGCAGCGCAGCUCAAUAAGCAAUAUAAUUGCUCAGGCUACAAAAUAGGGGACGGGCUUGUUGCCAGAUAUAUCGGUUGACAUUGAAGUGUUAUCUGUAUUGUUGUUGUCAGUGUCUUUUUGUCUUGAAUGCACCGUUUGUUAUGAAUCUUUGUUUCAGGUUUGUACAAAUGUUACUGCUUUGAUUUUCCCUUAAUUACAUGUUUGUAUGGUUGAUUCAUCUGCCA